Molecule: messenger RNA, 802 nt
Organism: Corylus avellana
Lineage: Eukaryota; Viridiplantae; Streptophyta; Magnoliopsida; Fagales; Betulaceae
Gene: WRKY51
Product: WRKY DNA-binding protein 51
Biological process (GO): regulation of DNA-templated transcription
Molecular function (GO): sequence-specific DNA binding; DNA-binding transcription factor activity
Source: RefSeq, a predicted model, not a curated record
UCCCCUCUUCGCACUAGCUAGCUAGCUACCACCAUUUCCAGAGUCUCUCUCUCUCGCAAUGGACUUCCCGGAAAACCCUAAUCUGAACCCUAAUUGCAUGCACCUCGCCGACGGCGACCCUUUGUCGCUGGAUUUUGAACUCUCCGAGUAUCUGAUGCUCGACGAUUCAACCUCCCAAAGCCUCGCCUCGUCGGAGAAGACUUAUCACGUCGUGGAUGCCGGCUGCGGUGGAUCCACUGGUGCAACAUCUAGAAAUAAUAACAUAAGCUGCAGAAAUGGGGUCAUGAUGAAAAAUAAGAUGGAUAUUGGUCAUAGGGUUGCAUUUAGGACGAAGUCGCAGCUGGAGAUCAUGGAUGAUGGAUUCAAGUGGAGGAAGUACGGAAAGAAGGCUGUCAAGAACAGCCCAAACCCAAGGAAUUACUAUAAAUGCUCAAGCGGAGGAUGUAACGUGAAGAAGAGGGUGGAGAGGGACAGAGAGGACCCAAGCUACGUGAUAACGACAUACGAGGGAGUGCACAACCAUGAAAGCCCUUGUGUUGUCUACUAUAACCAGACACCUCUUAUGGUUCCCACCGGUUGGACUCUUCAAGCUUCCUCCCUCUCUUCUUCUUCUUCAUGAAAUUUCAUAUUUCCGACUUUAUUAUUAUUAUUAUUAUUCUAAUACUUAUAUAUAUAUAUAUAACAAAGUCAUGACAAUGAAAAUGACAUUUUCUGUAUAAUUCACGUGGAUGGGCUCCGGCCGGAAACCACUUGAUUCAUUGCAAUUUGGAAAUUAACUGCGAUUGCGAUUGAGUUGGCAAUA